CGAAUUUAGAACGAUUAAACCCUCUCAAUUUAUAUAUUUGGUCCAGAUGAUCUUAAUCACAAAAAAACAAUGGCGGAAGAACAGAAUGAGAAGAGCAUCGUUGCUUCCGACGACAGCGACGAUGAUGACUCAGGUAACACAGAAUCAGAGCAGCAGACAGAACUGAGUUCGAUUCUGGGUAAACUUAGUUUAGGACCCAAAAAAGAGAAGAAGAAACUCUUGGUCUUAAGUCUGAGCGGUCUACUUCUACACCGAGUGCAUAGAAAGAAUUUUCGUAAAACUCCCAAGAAUCGAUCUCCAGAUGCUUCUUGUGGGCCAAAUCUAGUGUAUAAGAGGCCAUUUGCUGAAGGAUUUAUGAAGUUCUGCCUUGAGAGAUUCGAAGUUGGGAUUUGGUCCUCUGCUUGCGAGAAAAAUGUUGAUAUAGUUCUGAACAUUGUUCUUGAUAAUCUUCAAGAUAAGCUUCUUUUUGUUUGGGAUCAAGAAGAGUGUACAGACAGUGGAUUUAAGACAUUAGGGAACAGUGGUAAACCGAUGUUCUUUAAGGAUCUCUCUAAAGUGUUUAACUACUUCAAAGGUUUCUCUGCUUCAAACACCAUCUUCAUUGAUGAUGAGCCGUACAAAGCUCUUCUUAAUCCUGACAAUACAGGUUUGUUUCCAGUGAGUUAUGAUCCUGCGGACAAAAACGAUAAUUUUCUAGACCCCGAAGGUGAGUUCUGUUCUUACUUGGAUGAUCUCGCAAAUUCAUCAGAUGUUCAAGAAUAUAUCAAAGAGCAUUCUUUGGUUCAGCCCAUGAUCGACUCUUCUCAUCCGGACUGGCCUUUCUACCACAAAGUCUUGAAGAAUAUCUCUAAUUUUGCAUAUGAUCGUCUGUUUUAUGAAGUUUAGUUUUUUUUCAAUCACUAUGUUCUUUAGCUUGCUAUUGAGUAUUGAACACAUAAACAAGCUUAAUUAACUAGUUUUUCAAUCCUCUCAAAUGUUUUGAGACAAAGAGAAACAAUGUUAACUGAAAAUAAGAUUUAUUAUGUCCAUUGGUUUACAAGUAAACCAAUGAGCAAAAUGUUUGAUGAAAGUUCAAAAGAAAAAGAUAAAAACCGAAAAUAAAAACCAAAGCAAAUGAAGUCUUGCAAGAUGAAUCUUGCUAAACACCAACAGAGUUAUACACUCUCUUAUUAUGAAAAUAAAAAUAAAGCAGCAAAUAUCCUCUUCAUGCAAAGGAGGAUCUGAUGAACCAAGGAGACUCGGAUUGAGAUUACGGGUUAACUCCGGAUCCCGACCCGUUCCACUCCCUGUUCAAAUUGACAAAAGAGCUAAACAUCAUGUCUGGCUGAUGGACUGCUCCUGUGAAUGAGAAACCCGAUGCGAACGGCAUUGUUGGUGUAGCAAUCAAAGAUCCGAGCACAUUGUUCACCUCCAGAGUCGGAGUCACAGCCAACGGCGGAAAGGUUCCAAUGAACACCUGGACCGGAGAUGCUGCAAUGAGUUUACCGACUACAAGACCACCACUGAGAACGCCAUUAUGUUCAGCGAGCGUAAUUCGCCACAAUCCUCUCACAUUUCUGAUUCCUCCGCUUUCGCUUACCAUCAUCGUACCGUUCAGCGAUAUUAUCUCACACAAACCCUACAUCAAAAUGUUAUCAUGAUCGUCUUAAUUCCUAUCCAAAAUCUAUGGCUAACGAGGUU
Thlaspi arvense is the source of this 1680-nucleotide messenger RNA. The record is from the annotation of a GenBank genome assembly. Lineage: Eukaryota; Viridiplantae; Streptophyta; Magnoliopsida; Brassicales; Brassicaceae.